Molecule: messenger RNA, 933 nt
Organism: Aspergillus clavatus NRRL 1
Lineage: Eukaryota; Fungi; Ascomycota; Eurotiomycetes; Eurotiales; Aspergillaceae
Product: oxidoreductase, short chain dehydrogenase/reductase family
Exons: 4
Coding region: 1-933 (310 amino acids)
Cellular component (GO): intracellular anatomical structure
Molecular function (GO): oxidoreductase activity, acting on NAD(P)H, oxygen as acceptor
Source: RefSeq, a predicted model, not a curated record
AUGGGAUCUGGUCAGGAUGAAGAGCCUAUUCCUUCAGCCUCCGACACUCAACCUCAAAUGCCAUGGAUACGCCUUGGAGACUUCGACCCAGCUACCACCUUGACACCUCCACCGGCUUCUUUUCCAGAGCAUAGCACGGCAGAGCAACGGGCCGCUCUAAGAUUCAAGGUGAGCGGAAAUGCAGUGUUAACUGGUGGAGCGGGGAUGCUCGCUCUAGCCUCUGCCCGAGCUCUUCUUGAGCAUGGAUUAUCUGGUAUCGCCCUCCUUGAUCUUCCCUCAGCCCUGGAGAAGGGCGAAACCGAGAUCAAUCUUCUUCGAAAGGACUUUCCGACCUCGAAGAUAAUAACCCACACGUGCGAUGUUACAGACGAAGCAGGCAUGCAGGCGGCCGUUGACAGAGCCCACGAACAGCUAGGAGACCUCAGCAUCCUCUGCUGCUUCGCGGGAAUGGUCAACUGCGUCGCAGCCGCAGACCUAGCUACCGAGCAGUGGCGCCGAGUCAUCGAUGUGAACACAACGGGCUCCUGGAUCGCCGCACAAGCUGUAGGAAAACAUAUGAUCUCCAGCGGACGCGGGGGCAAAAUUGUCCUCAUCUCUUCCAUCAGCGGUCACCGGGUGAACUUCCCCCAGCCCCAGAUUGCAUACAACGUCUCCAAGGCCGCGGUGCUACAUCUACGGAGCAGCCUCGCGGCGGAGUGGACUCGCUAUGGGAUUCGGGUGAAUUCCAUCUCCCCGGGAUACAUGGAUACGGUUCUCAACGAAGGCAAGGCGCUUGCGCCGUGGCGACAGAUAUGGGCGGAUCGGAAUCCCAUGCGAAGGAUGGGGUCUCCGCUGGAGCUGACGGGGCCGGUGGUUUUUCUCUGCAGCGAUACUGGGGGGAGCUAUGUGAAUGGGGCUGAUAUUGUUGUUGAUGGGGGUGGGUUGGUGUUUUGA